Molecule: messenger RNA, 1888 nt
Organism: Sesamum indicum (sesame)
Lineage: Eukaryota; Viridiplantae; Streptophyta; Magnoliopsida; Lamiales; Pedaliaceae
Source: RefSeq, a predicted model, not a curated record
ACUAUGAAUUGGUGAGCGCAUAAACCUACAUACAUGAAGCCGGUGGGCGGCGGGGAGCGAUCUCAAGAGCAGUUGUUCAUCGCUACAGAUCUCGCAUGGUUGGCCUCACCAGACAGCUGUGCUCUGUAAUUAAAGGAGAAAACUCAUCCAGAUCCGUAGGUGAUACUGAUUGUUCGAACAAGACGUCCCGAUGUGAGGUAGAAAAGUAUUUCAUUGGAAUGGAGGAGGAUACAGAUAUGCUGGAAUCGCUUGCGAGAGGUGAUGAAAUUUCAGAUCUGGUGAUAUCUAUCUGCAGAAUGGGGGGAUUCGGCAAAACCAUUUUUAUUACAAAUACUGAAAUACUUACAAAGACUCGACACCGCCCUCUGUCUGUGCAGUUUUUACUGAUGAGAAGGGUCCUACAUUGGUAUUCACAGAUGCGGAGACAGAAGCCCUUGCAGCUCCUUUUCGAUUGGCACUAGUUGGAAAAUUCUCACAUGGAUAACCUCAAUAUCAGCACCUGCAUUGCCUUAUUGCAGGAUUGGGAGUCAAAUGUGCAUUUACCGUCAAUAUGAUCAAUGCCAAGCAUGUGCUUAUUUAUCUCUCCAACGAAUCCGACUUCUCCUAUCUGUGGCUAAGAAGAAUUUUUGGCACAUUCAUGGAUUUUCGAUGCGCAUUUUCAAAUGGACACCGACAUUCACACCGGCUCAAAAAUCCUCUACUAUUCCAAUUUGGGUAUGUUUUCCUGAACUCCCAGCUCAUUUGUUUCAUAAGGAUGCCCUAUUUGCUGUAGCAAACAUGAUAGGAAUUCCACUUCAAAUCGACGACUGCACUCUCAAUCAAUCUAAGCUCUCUAAAGCUAGAAUUAGCAUUGAGAUUGAUCUUACCAAGCCACUUGUGGAGGGUUUUGACCUACAAAUCAAUAGAGUUACAAUUUAUCAGAAAGUGGAAUAUGAACAGCUUCCAAAAUACUGCAACCUUUGUAAACAUGUCGGCCACGACAACUUGGAGUGCUACACAUUGGGCAAUGCCCCCGCCCCCCUCCACGAGCCAAGCAGUCGAAAGGUAAGGAGACAAUGGGAACGGAGGAACAGGUGGUGACUGAGACAACUAAGGCAUUUGAGAGAGGUGAAUGCUCCAAAAGCAGGUACUCUACUAACCUCUCUAAUGACAAUGUGGAUAGUGGUAAACAUGGAAAUGACAUUGGUGAAAUUGAGACGUCGGGUGUUAAUUGUGACUCGAAAGUGGAGAAUGAUGUGCAUAUUGAUAAUGCUAACUGCAUUGCACACGAUGAUAAUAUGCCAACUAUGGUUAGGGAGCAUCGCAUUUCAAAUAACAUUGUGGAUGAAAAUGUUUUCUCUGUUGAUGUUGGUGACACUACCAGUGAUAAUGAUAAAACGGGGGAGGAUAAUUUGGAGUAUAAAGUAGCUGAUGGAAAUUGGACACAUGUGAAAAAUACUAUCAUGCUACUCGAACAAAACUCAGAGGAGGAUCAGAAUUCAGAGAAUUCAGAAGAGGAUCACUCCGAUCAGACUGCCCAGAAAAUCAAUUCCCUAUGGACGAGCAACCGGAUUACCUGCUCAAGAAUUCAGAGGAGAAAAACCGAGUGAUGAAACAAAGGAGCAACUAUUGUGGCCCAAGAAUUCGGACAAGGCAAAUCAAAAGAAGAUUGCAGCAGAAACUCAAAACAUAAUGUCGCUAGAAGAAAUUGUUACAAUGUAAAGGAGUAGUACUCCUCCGUUUAUGAUUUUAUUGCAGUAAUGAUGUAGUGAUGGCUGUUAGGUAAACUUUAAUGAAGAAGGGACGGGGACCCCGAAAAGCUUCCCCCACCUUUGGGUGUUAAAAGAAAAAGUGGAGAAAAUAGCCAAGUGCAUAAUGGUUUGGUUGUAUAUAAAUGAAGACUUGUGUA